Eublepharis macularius is the source of this 1466-nucleotide messenger RNA. RefSeq names its product GAR1 ribonucleoprotein (gene GAR1). Gene Ontology annotation, cellular component: box H/ACA snoRNP complex. The record is from RefSeq and is a predicted model, not a curated record. Gene Ontology annotation, molecular function: box H/ACA snoRNA binding. The transcript has 7 exons. Gene Ontology annotation, biological process: ribosome biogenesis; snoRNA guided rRNA pseudouridine synthesis. Lineage: Eukaryota; Metazoa; Chordata; Lepidosauria; Squamata; Eublepharidae. The coding region runs from base 284 to 898 and encodes 204 amino acids.
CUCAAGAGCCGGAAGAGUAUGAUUCUCCUAUCUCUUACAACAUCCCUUGCCCUCUAUGAUCUGCAAGGCCUCCGUUCGCCACUGUCGUGAAACACGACCGGCUUGCGCCUUACGGCAGGCCCUUACCGGCUGAGUUUGGGAUUGGGAGAAAGCUGUCUGUGUUGCGCGUGCGCCGAAAGGAGAGCGAGCGGCGCUGUUGUUGGAGGUCAUCAGAAGUGGCCGGCGCGGGUUCCUUUGGCAAGGACGACACGUGGGAAGGAGGAGAGGGGUGCCUUUAGAGGAGAUGUCAUUUCGAGGAAGAGGUGGAGGUAAUCGGGGUGGCGGCUUCAAUCGGGGUGGCGGCGGCUUCAACAGAGGCGGACGUGGUGGUGGAAGAGGUGGAUUUGGCCGAGGAGGAGGCGGCCGUGGAGGCUUCAACAGAUAUGAUCAAGGACCUCCAGAAAGCGUAGUCAUACUGGGAGAGUUUAUGCAUCCGUGCGAAGAUGACAUUGUUUGCAAAUGUACCACUCAGGAAAACAAAGUACCUUAUUUCAACGCACCAGUCUACUUGGAAAAUAAAGAGCAGAUUGGGAAAGUGGAUGAAAUAUUUGGGCAGCUCAGAGACUUUUAUUUUUCAGUCAAAUUGUCAGAAAACAUGAAAGCGUCUUCCUUCAAAAAGCUACAAAAAUUUUUUAUUGAUCCAGCAAAAUUGCUCCCACUGCAAAGGUUUUUGCCAAGGCCCCCUGGUGAGAAAGGACCUCCAAGAGGAGGAGGAAGAGGAGGACGUGGAGGAGGAAGAGGUGGUGGCAGAGGUGGCAGAGGUGGAGGUGGUUUCCGUGGUGGCAGAGGUGGUGGCAGCGGGUUCAGAGGCGGACGAGGUGGAGGUGGUGGCCGUGGAUUUAGAGGGAGAGGGCGUUAAACGAAGAUCUGGAGAACUUCUGGCUUCAUCUACAAGACGCUCCAAGAGGAUUUCUUGCCAGCUUGAAUGCUGUCAAAUGGGCUUUUCAGCAUGCCAGUUGACUAAAGGAAUAACGUGCUAUCUUACCUUUAGUUCAUGGAUAACUGUUAAGAAAGGACAAUUUUGGAAAAACUGCAAAUAUCUUACAGUUCUGACUUUGAAAUAUAUUUGACCUUGUUUUUAUCAGAGGUGAAAUGGAAUGUUAUUUUUCUUAAACAGACUUUAUGCUCUUUUUUUAACUGAAAACCUCACCUUGAAGAGGGAAACUAAAUGAAAUAAUUUGCAGAUUCAAAAUACCAUGCACGAUGUUUUGUACUUCCUUCCCUAUUUCUCCAGAACUCAGUGGUUUGGGUUUUUUUGGCAGUCUUGGGAUAGUGUUUCAUGAACCUACGAAAAGUGUGUGCGUUAAACAAACUGAAUACAAUUUCACAAUUAUAUUUAUAACAUUCCUAAAUGCCAUUUUUGACAUUAAUAAUACUAGUGUCAAACUCUUAAUUACAUUUGUAGUAUUAAAGCUGUUUCGGCUGUA